UAGACAAUUAUGAACUACAAUUAUUACAAAGACAAAACAAUCCAUCACUUCCAAAAGUGUGUGUGUGUGUUUUUUUCUUUAAUUUACUUUUGUUUCAUUUCACAUUUCCCUCUCCUGAAAGUGUCUCUGUAUCCCACAGUUUCACUGUAUAUCUCUUAUUUUUUGUCUCUCACAGGUCACGCCUUUCCCGGAAAGCCUCCAACUUUUUUUGUCUAUCUUUGAGGCUUAAGCCUUCCUCUUCCCUUUGCUCUCUCCGCCUCCAAGUUUGCUCUCCACGCAUAUCUCUUCCCCAAGUAAUUUCCCUUCGACUUUCUCGGUCUCCCUCUUUGGACUCUAAUACUCAUUUUAAGUAUCAUUUCCUUUCUAUAUAAGCACAAAAACUGAAACUUUCAAACACAUAACCAAACAAAAUCUUCUCCAGUACUCAAAACCCAAGUUUUUUCUUCAUUAAAAACACCCAAAAAAAAAUGAAACUUUUUGCAUCAGAAUCAUCUUUACUAAUGAGUUCAGCUACUAGUUUUGAUUUUCUCCUAAAACAAAUUUUUCUUCAUGGGUUUUCUCUUUCAUUACACCUGGUUUUAUUGAUUUUCUCGUCAGCCAUAUUGGUAAUGAACAGAGUUAAAGAAGCUGGUGAGGAUGGUUCAAAGGAGAGGUUAAGGCAAAGGAAGGUUUUGUGGUUUAAGCAAACUUUAGCUUGUUGUUUUGUUGUUUCAGCUUUUAAUGUUGUCUUUUGUUUUCUAAGUUAUUUUUAUUGGUAUAGAAAUGGUUGGUCUGAGGAUAAGUUAGUGACUCUUUCUGAUUAUGUGGUCAAAACACUUGCUUGGGGUGCAACGAGUAUUUAUUUGCAUUAUCAAUUCUCCAAUUCCGGCGAACAAAAGAAGUUCCCAUUUUUGUUGAGAAUAUGGUGGGGUUUCUAUUUUUCAAUUUCAUGUUAUUGUCUUGUUAUAGACAUUGUUCUUUUCAAAAAGCAUAUUUCUUUCCCAAGUCAGUAUUUAGUAUCUGAUGUUUUUUCUGUUAUUACUGGUUUGUUCCUAUGUCUUGUGGGGUUUUUUGCAAGAAAUGAGGGUGAGGGUACGCUCCUUGAGGAGCCUCUUUUAAAUGGAGAUUCUAGUGUUAGUAAUGGUGUAGAGUUGAGCAAGAAAAAAGGCGGUGAUACUGUAACCCCAUAUUCAAAUGCUGGUAUUUUCAGCAUUCUUACAUUUUCUUGGAUGGGGCCUCUUAUUGCUGUUGGCAAUAAGAAAACAUUAGACCUUGAGGAUGUUCCUCGGCUAGAUAGCCAUGAUAGUGUGGUUGAGGCUUUUCCAAAAUUUAGAAACAAUCUUGAGGCAGAUGAUAGUGAGGGGAGUGGAGUUACCACGCUUAAGUUGGUGAAGGCACUGUUCUUCUCAGCAUGGAAAGAUGUUCUUUGGACAGCUUUGUUUGCGUUUUUAAACACUGUGGCGUCAUAUGUUGGUCCAUAUCUUAUUGACACUUUUGUUCAGUACCUGAACGGGCAAAGGGAAUUUAAAAAUGAGGGGUAUCUUCUUGCUACUGCUUUCUUUGUUGCAAAGCUAGUAGAAUGUGUGUCGCAGAGGCGCUGGUUUUUUAAGUUGCAGCAAGUUGGACUUAGGCUGAGAGCAGUAUUGGUAGCAAUGAUUUAUAACAAGAGUUUAACCCUGUCGUGCCGGUCAAAGCAGAGCCACACCAGUGGGGAGAUCAUCAAUUUCAUGACUGUUGAUGCAGAAAGGGUGGAUGACCUUAGUUGGUACAUGCAUGAGCCAUGGUUGGUAGUUUUGCAAGUUGCUUUGGCCUUGUUCAUCUUGUAUAAAACCCUUGGGCUAGCAUCCAUUGUUGCUUUUGUUGCUACAGUACUUGUUAUGUUGGCAAAUAUUCCCUUGGGGAGAAUGCUAGAGAAGUUUCAGGACAAGUUGAUGGAAUCAAAGGAUAGAAGGAUGAAGACAACAUCUGAAAUUUUGAGGAACAUGAGAAUUCUCAAACUUCAGGGGUGGGAAAUGAAGUUUCUUUCAAAGAUUUUCGAGCUCAGAAAUGUUGAGGAAGGAUGGUUAAAAAGAUUCGUUUAUACAAAUGCCAUGACUAGUUUUGUUUUCUGGGUUGCACCCUCGUUUGUGUCUGUAGCCACUUUUGGAGCUUGUACGAUUUUAGGAGUCCCACUUGAGUCAGGAAAGAUCCUAUCUGCACUUGCAACAUUCAGGAUUCUUCAAGAGCCGAUCUACAAUCUUCCGGACACAAUUUCAAUGAUAGCUCAGACAAAGGUGUCUCUUGAUAGAAUUGCUUCCUUCCUCCGGCUUGAUGACUUGCAGCCUGAUGUUAUAGAGAAGCUUCCAAGAGGUAGUUCUGAUACAGCAAUUGAGAUUGCUGAUGGGAAUUUCUCUUGGGAUUUGUCUUCUCCCACUGCAACACUAAAAGAUAUAAAUUUGAAAGUUUGCCAUGGUAUGAGUGUUGCUGUUUGUGGUACAGUUGGCUCUGGCAAGUCGAGUUUACUUUCCUGUAUUUUGGGGGAAUUACCCAAGAUAUCCGGAACUCUUAAGUUGUGUGGUACAAAAGCCUAUGUUGCUCAGUCGCCUUGGAUACAAAGUGGCAAGAUUGAAGAUAACAUAUUGUUUGGUAGGGAAAUGGACGGAGAGAGGUAUGAUAGAGUGCUUGAAGCUUGUACCCUCAAGAAGGAUCUUGAAAUUCUUCCUUUUGGAGAUCAGACUGUUAUAGGCGAGAGGGGAAUCAAUUUGAGUGGUGGACAGAAGCAAAGAAUACAGAUUGCACGUGCUCUAUACCAAGAUGCAGAUAUCUAUCUGUUUGAUGAUCCUUUCAGCGCUGUGGAUGCUCACACAGGAUCUCAUUUAUUUAAGGAGGUUUUACUAGGCAUUUUGAGUUCAAAAACAGUGAUUUAUGUCACUCAUCAAGUUGAGUUUUUACCAGCUGCUGAUCUAAUCUUGGUCAUGAAAGAUGGCAGGAUAGCACAAGCUGGAAAGUAUAAUGAUAUUCUGAAUUCAGGGACUGACUUUAUGGAACUUGUGGGUGCACAUAAGAAAGCAUUGUCAGCCCUUGAUACUGUUGAGGCAGGAUCUGUUUCUGAAAAAAGUAUGAGUGAAGGAGAUAGUGCUAUUGAAAGUGUUAAUCAGAAAGUGCAGAAAGAAGAAAACCAAAGUAAUGAGAAUGGUAAAGUAGAUGACGUCAGGCCAAAAGGACAGCUUGUUCAAGAAGAAGAGCGAGAAAAAGGGAAAGUUGGGUUUUCAGUCUACCGGAAAUAUAUCACAACAGCAUAUGGAGGAGCCCUUGUGCCUUUAAUAUUGCUGGGGCAGAUUCUCUUUCAGAUGUUUCAAAUUGGUAGCAACUAUUGGAUGGCUUGGGCAUCCCCCGUGUCAGCAGAUGUCAAACCUCCAGUAGGGAGCUUUACACUGAUAGUUGUCUAUUUAGCUUUGGCCAUUGCAAGUGCCUUUUCUGUCUUUGCCAGAGCCAUGCUUCUUAAUACAGCUGGAUACAAAACAGCCACUCUUCUCUUUAAAAAGAUGCAUUUAUGCGUCUUCCGUGCUCCUAUGGCCUUCUUUGAUUCCACGCCGAGUGGAAGAAUUCUCAACAGAGCUUCUACAGAUCAAAGUGCAGUGGAUAUGAACAUUCAUUAUCAAGUUGGGGCAGUCGCCUUUUCAGUUAUUCAGCUACUUGGAAUCAUUGCAGUCAUGUCUCAGGUUGCUUGGCAGAUCUUUAUCAUUUUUAUUCCUGUGAUUGCUACCUGCAUUUGGUACCAGCAAUAUUACAUAUCUUCUGCAAGAGAACUCGCACGGCUGGUUGGAGUAUGCAAAGCUCCAGUAAUACAGCAUUUUGCCGAAACAAUUUUGGGAGCAACAACUAUCAGGAGCUUUGAUCAAAAAUCCAGAUUCCAAGAGACAAACAUGAUACUGACUGACUCAUAUUCUCGCCCAAAAUUUCAUGUUGCGGGUGCAAUGGAAUGGCUGUGCUUCCGCCUGGACUUAUUGUCUUCUAUUACUUUUGCCUUCUCUUUGUUCUUUUUGAUCUCUAUACCAGAGGGAGUUAUUGAUCCCGCCAUUGCGGGGUUAGCUGUAACGUAUGGACUCAAUCUAAAUAUAUUGCAAGCUUGGGUAGUAUGGAAUAUUUGCCAGAUGGAGAAUAAAAUCAUAUCUGUUGAGAGAAUACUUCAGUACAGUAGUAUCCCUAGUGAGCCUUCUCUAGUGAUAGAAACUAAUCACCCUGCCAAUUCUUGGCCAUCUAAUGGAGAAGUUCACAUUCGUGAUCUGCAGGUGCGGUAUGCCCCACACAUGCCACUCGUCUUGCGAGGUCUGACAUGCACAUUUCCUGGAGGGUUCAAAACUGGCAUUGUAGGGAGAACAGGCAGUGGUAAAUCAACUCUCAUCCAAACACUUUUUCGGAUUGUUGAACCAGCAGCAGGCCAGAUUAUAAUUGAUGGUCUCAAUAUCUCAUCAAUUGGACUGCAUGAUUUGCGGUCAAGACUCAGCAUUAUUCCUCAGGAUCCUACCAUGUUUGAAGGGACUAUUCGAAGCAAUUUGGACCCUCUUGAAGAGUACACAGACAAACAGAUUUGGGAGGCAUUGGAUAAGUGCCAACUGGGGGAUGAAGUUAGAAAAAAGGAAGGCGGGCUAGAGUCUUCAGUUAGUGAAAAUGGAGAGAAUUGGAGCAUGGGUCAGAGGCAGCUGGUCUGUCUUGGGCGUGUGCUGCUCAAGAAAAGUAAAAUCCUAGUGCUUGAUGAAGCUACAGCCUCGGUUGAUACAGCUACUGAUAAUCUGAUUCAGACAACCCUAAAGGAGCACUUCGCUGACUGUACGGUCAUAACGAUUGCCCACCGGAUAACUUCGGUUCUUGAUAGUGAUAUGGUUCUGCUUCUGAGUCAUGGACUUAUUGAAGAAUAUGAUUCUACCGCUAGAUUGCUAGAAAACAAGUCUUCAUCAUUUUCACAGCUUGUGGCAGAGUACACUGUGAGAUCUAAUUCAAGUUUGGGGAAGUUCGACUGAAUUAGAUCAUGACGAAAAUUAAAUAUUAUAUUUUUUAUAAAAAAAAAAAGUGUUACUCAUUAGGCAUGUAAUAGUGGAUGUUUUGUACAGCACAAGCCUGGCCGUUUGCUGACUUCAAUAAACAGUAGUAAUAUAUUUUCUUUUAAGGUUUUUUGUUCCAUUAGCAAUUUUGCUUGCUAGGAAUCUUUGUUGGUGCAUAAAACCAAAGAAAUGCUGAAAAUAUAAAUGAAAUCAAGGAUUUUCUUUUCCAGGAACUGUUCAAACAAUCUGAAAGAAAAAUCAUUGAAAGCAUACUCAUUUGUAGUUUGCAUAUAUAGCUAGUUAAACUCCAAGGCCAGUUCCAUGUUCAAUGAACUGGUGAAUUUUUCCAGGUACUACAUCACCAAAGUCUGAUAUUCGUUGAUCUUUCUGUCGAUCAUUAUUUUAUUCAGUCUGUCAUCAAACUUAUCAAACCUUUAGAUUAGUUUCAAUAUUUCACUAUGUUAUGAAUAGUAACUUGUAAGAAUCAAUAAAAAAUUUU
Messenger RNA from Durio zibethinus, 5499 nucleotides. Its product is annotated as ABC transporter C family member 3-like. Gene Ontology annotation, biological process: transmembrane transport. Gene Ontology annotation, cellular component: membrane. The record is from RefSeq and is a predicted model, not a curated record. Lineage: Eukaryota; Viridiplantae; Streptophyta; Magnoliopsida; Malvales; Malvaceae. Gene Ontology annotation, molecular function: ATP binding; ABC-type transporter activity; ATP hydrolysis activity.